AUGUCACGGUGCCCGUUGCAUCGGUAUAUUCCUUCCCUUUCCGCCCUUUUGCUCCACCGCGUGGUUCACCGUACCGCGUGUUCCUUCCCUACCUUCGCGAUAUCACCGAGUUUCUACGUGUCCCCUCUGUGCCGUCUCUGUUCCACUUCGAUCCGCCGAGUGUGUCCGUGGCCACGGUGGCUGUUUAUCUCCUCGCCGCUUGCCUUCUUUCCUUCCUUUCCUUCCUCCCCUCCCCUCCCCUCUUCUUUUUUCUCCUCUGUCGAUUUAACGGAACCCUGUCCGAGGGAUACGCUGGAUAUCUCGGACGAUGGGAAACAUUCUCCGCGUUGCGGACGUGUGCGUUUGUAUCGUUUAAAGUGAACGGAAAAAUGGACGCCGCCUGCAUCCCGCAGUUACGAUAAUCUCUCGGUUAUUUUUGUUAUGGCCGCCGCGAUUCGAUCGUGGUUUGCGUGUAUCCCCGGCUGUCGGUGGCUCGAUCUCUCGCCCCUUGUUCAUCCCUGUGUCUUAUAACAUCAAACGUAGUUGCGAGUCGUGAUUUCCAUUCGAAGGAAAAGGCAAAUUGUCGUUAUAUACGUUUCAAGUAUACUUUACAUCCGACACGAUGUAACAAAUCGCAAUCUAAGGAGAUUGAAAUGAAAAUCAUGAGACAGGGUAUUUCCUAAAAGCGUCUCAGAGAUUUCUCGACUAGAGGAUGUAUGUUCCUGUUUUCUUAUAGAUCUUCAAACGUUUGAUUCGAGAAAUUUAAUGCUAGUCAUUUAGCACGUGAGAUGCGUCGUAUAUUUGUAAAACGUUAUUAUACAAUAAAAAAACUAUUAUCAUUAUAUAUCAUAUUAGUAUAAUUUUAUAUUAUUAUAAAAUUAUAAAUCAUUAUAAUAAUGUAUUAUUUAAAAAACUAUUUAUUGUUUUUCUGAUAUAUAUAUACAGAAGUGAAUCUCAAUUCCACUUUUUUGUUUUCAGAAUGUUCGGAAGCAUGAAACGAUGUGCUCGAUGCCACGCAGCGAUCCUCGCCUCGGAACUGGUGAUGCGAGCCAGAGACCUCGUGUUCCACGUCCGUUGUUUCUCGUGUGCCGCGUGCGCGGUUCCGCUGACAAAGGGCGAUCAUUUCGGCAUGAGGGACGGCGCGGUUCUCUGCCGGUUGCAUUACGAAAUAGGCGCGGAGUUGCAUCCGUCGCAGAGUCCUCCGGUCCCGGUUUAUCCGCCUGGUCCUCACUACCCUGGCCAGCCAUUCCCCUCCCCGGAAUUCCUUCAUCAUCAUCACCAUCAUCAUCAUCAUCAUCAUCAUGCGUCGCAUCCGCCUCACCCGCAUCACUCGAUGCACCCGCAACAUCCCCAUAGCCACGUGAGCCCAGUGCCGCUUCAGCCUUCCACGCCAUCGGUACCUGACGCCGGAUCACCACCCAAGGUACCGUACUUUAAUGGCGCCGCUGUCGUGCCACCACCUAGACAAAAGGGCAGGCCUAGGAAGAGGAAACCGAAGGAUCUCGAAGCUAUGACCGCUAACAUAGAUUUGAACGCGGACUACAUAGAUAUGCCGUUCGGCAGAGGAGGACCGGCGACUCCCGGCAUACCUGGAUCCAACAGCAGAACAAAACGAAUGAGAACGAGUUUCAAGCAUCACCAGUUAAGGACUAUGAAGAGUUAUUUCGCAAUCAAUCACAAUCCAGACGCGAAGGAUCUUAAGCAACUUUCCCAGAAAACUGGCUUGCCAAAAAGAGUGUUGCAGGUCUGGUUCCAGAACGCCCGCGCAAAAUGGCGGCGCAUGGUGCUGAAGCAAGAGGGGAAGUCGGACAAGUGCGACAGCAGCGUGGACGGCGGUUCCCUUGGCGACCUUGAGCUUUAUGGCAACAGCACCGGAAGCGGCGGCCCGCCAAUGAGCCCUCCAUUCAUGUUGGGUGGACCGCACAGUCCGGCGUCCUUGGCGUCCUUGGACUGCGCGUGAUCCCCGAAAUUUCGUGUCCGGAACAGGCCAGCCGAGCGAUUCGCGAAACGAUUCUCGUCGUUUAUGUGGUCUAGAGUUCACGGCUACGAAGCCACUUACACCGACGGGACGAGCCGAUCGUUUCGUUCGAUCGUGUAAAUUUACGAUACCCUUCGCCUUUAAAAGGGCGCGGAUAAUAAGACGCUGUGAAUAAUUUAUUCGUCGAAGGCAUCUCGAGCGGUUCGAACGAUCUCUCGACUUCAGAGAUCAUUCUUUUACGUGGCUGGGUGGAUCUACCGAUUGAGAUAUAAAAUAAAUACACUGGCGUGGGACUCGAUUAGAACGAGAGAGAGACUUCUCAGAGGUGUGCACUGUAGCACGCCACGUGUAUAUAGAACAUUUAUUUUCAGUUUCAAUUAUGAGUGAAAGGGUGAACAUGGGAGUUUCCUUAGCAAGGGCGUUCUCCGAGCGACGUUCGAUCAACGGCGGAAAUGGAGGCUGUAUCAUAAUGAAGAAUAAAGUAAUCGAAGGGUGUGUAAGGUUAUAUUUAUUGCGAGCGAGAGCUUGAUUUUUAGGACACAGUUCUUUGUUGUAGAAAACGCGUUAUCGGAACGAUGACGUAAAAUUUUACGUACGCACGAAGCGUGCACGCUUCAAUGGAAUCCAGCUCGAAGAACUGUUUGUAAUUAUUAUUAAUGUCUAUUUAUUGGUUCAUAAACGUCUUAAGGUAAGCUUAGUUAAGCGUUACGAACUUACCAGUGCUGUGUGAAAAUCCAACGUUUCCAUGGGAGUUGUGGAAGAAGGGAUGAACUUUGUACUUGGUAAUAAUAUCAAGUACAAAGUUCAGCCCUUUGACAUUACGAUAUUAUUGCUGACGAUCGAUAUCGGCGACGGAUCGUUGGGCUCGUGAGUUGAAACGCACGGAACGAAGAGUCAUCGAAAUUGUUAAUUAAAAAGAAAACGUUGGUGUGUUUCGUGUCGUGCGAAACGUUGGGUUUUAACGUCGAAUAAAUACGAGUAUAUAAAUAUAUAAAUAUAUUAUUUAUGAAUAAAUUCGGGCACGUCGAGCGUGUCAAUUAACAAGUGUGACUGUAAUUAUUGCUCAAGUAAAGAACAGAACGGUAAAAAAUGGAAUAAAUCAAAGAGGAAGAAUAGGGGGGGGGGGUGUUAGAAUGAAUUGCAGCUCGCAUCGUGCCCGAUCGCGAAUCAUUGACGUUAACUUCACGGUAAAUGUUGUAAAUAAAGGACGUUCCUCGAGUUUCUUAAGGCACCGCUAUAGGUUGUAGGGACUCUAAUUGCAUUCGGUAGCGGUUCUGUUAGACAAGGUAAUAAUGAUGACGUCGAUUAUUAUUAUUAUCACUCCUAUUAAUAUCCUGUAAUGAAUGGAACGAUUGUCUAAUUUUACAAGAUGAUUUUUUCAUUGAAUAUAUUUUGACAAU
Messenger RNA from Heterotrigona itama, 3357 nucleotides. NCBI's taxonomy places the organism in Eukaryota, Metazoa, Arthropoda, Insecta, Hymenoptera, Apidae. The record is from the annotation of a GenBank genome assembly.